Molecule: messenger RNA, 2564 nt
Organism: Harpegnathos saltator (Jerdon's jumping ant)
Lineage: Eukaryota; Metazoa; Arthropoda; Insecta; Hymenoptera; Formicidae
Gene: ND-75
Product: NADH dehydrogenase (ubiquinone) 75 kDa subunit
Exons: 13
Coding region: 126-2309 (727 amino acids)
Biological process (GO): ATP synthesis coupled electron transport
Cellular component (GO): membrane
Molecular function (GO): iron-sulfur cluster binding; NADH dehydrogenase (ubiquinone) activity
Source: RefSeq, a predicted model, not a curated record
CUAUAUAUACACGGUGACGCAAAAUCAAGUGACAAUAUUCCUGAAUCGAACUCUCCAUUGCUCAUCAUGAGCUCAAUCGAUGGUGUUCAGGUUUUCUGACAUCUAAAGAAGUUUAGCUUGACAAGAUGUUGCGACUACCAGUCGUAAGGGCUACAGGCCUGGCAAAUGGAAGGUUUUGUGCUGUUAGUUUUCAUACAACAUCCAGCAAGUCUCAGCAGGAAUUGAUUGAACUUUUUAUCGAUGAUAAACCUGUACAAGUGCCACCAGGAACAACAGUCUUGCAGGCUGCUGCCAAGGUGGGAGUUGAAAUACCAAGAUUUUGUUAUCAUGAAAGACUUGCUGUUGCUGGGAAUUGCAGAAUGUGUCUUGUUGAAAUAGAAAAGCAAGUCAAGCCGGUGGCUGCAUGUGCCAUGCCAGUAAUGAAAGGUUGGAAAGUAAAAACUAACUCUAAUAUAACACGGAAAGCUCGUGAGGGUGUUAUGGAGUUUUUACUGGUUAAUCAUCCACUGGACUGUCCAAUCUGUGAUCAGGGUGGAGAAUGUGAUUUACAAGAUCAAAGCAUGGCUUUUGGAACCGAUAGGAGUAGGUUUGUUGAUAUUAAGUUCUCUGGGAAAAGAGCAGUGGAGGAUAAAGAUCUUGGACCCUUGAUCAAAACAGUUAUGACACGUUGUAUACAUUGCACGAGAUGUAUCCGAUUUGCUUCAGAAGUAGCUGGUAUUGAUGAUUUAGGAACUACAGGUCGUGGUAAUGAUAUGCAGGUGGGGACGUAUAUUGAGAAAAUGUUCUUGUCAGAAUUAUCGGGAAAUAUCAUUGACCUCUGUCCAGUGGGUGCAUUGACUAGCAAACCAUAUGCAUUUGUUGCUCGUCCAUGGGAGACACGUUGUACUGACAGUAUUGAUGUUCACGAUGCUGUUGGUAGUAACAUAGUUAUCUCUCACAGAACUGACGAAGUUUUGAGAAUAUUACCAAGAGUGAAUGAGGAAGUAAACGAAGAAUGGCUCUCAGAUAAGGCUCGUUUUUCAUACGACGGACUCAAGAGGCAACGGCUUAUUACGCCAAUGAUGAAAAUCAAGGGAAAACUGGAAUCUGUAGAUUGGGAAGAUGCACUUAUUGCUGCUGCCAAAGCUUUAAUGAACAUACCGGCGGGCAAAUGUGCCGCGAUCGCUGGUAAAAUGGCAGACGCGGAAGCUUUAGUCACCAUGAAGGAUUUAGUGAACAAAUUAGGCAGCGAGGGGCUAGCUACAGAACAGUGUUUCCCGAAAGAUGGCUCGGGUAUUGAUCUCAGGAGCAAUUAUCUUUUGAACAACACCAUCGCCGCAAUUGAAGAUGCAGACAUCGUAGUAUUAAUCGGUACAAAUCCCAGAUAUGAGGCACCACUGGUGAACACGCGUCUCAGAAAAGGCUAUCUACAUGGUGAACAAACAGUCGCCCUUAUUGGCCCAGAUGUAGAUCUAACAUACGAUCAUGAGCAUCUAGGACAGUCUUUCGAUGUGAUAAUGAAACUUAGGAACGGCUCGCAUCCAUUCAGCACGAUUUUGAAAGAGGCUAAAAAACCGCUCGUUAUCUUAGGCGCUGAACAGUUAUCUCGAAAGGAUGGAGCGAAAAUCCUUUACGAAACGCAGGAAUUGGCGAAGGCUUUAGGAGAUAACUCCAAAGCUCCCCAGGACUGGAAGAUCUUAAACAUCCUGCAUACAAAUGCCUCUCAAGUUGCUGCGUUAGAUAUCGGCUAUGGCUCGACUGUAGAAGAAAUCAAACAACAACAACCGAAAGUUCUGUUCCUUCUAGGUGCUGAUGACGCGGAUAUUAAGAAGGAAGAUUUCCCGAAUACAUUCAUCAUUUACAUAGGAAGUCACGGUGAUGCUGGAGCGGCCAUUGCUGACGUUGUACUCGCUGGAGCGGCGUACACUGAAAAAGUCGCAAGUUAUGUUAACACAGAGGGUCGUUCUCAACAAACAUGUGCAGCAAUUACACCACCUGGCUUAGCACGUCCAGAUUGGAAAAUUAUCCGUGCUCUUUCUGAAAUAGCUGACAUCACUUUACCCUACGACAAUUUGAAUGACGUGAGAUCAAGACUUGAAGAAAUUGCACCUCAUUUGGUUCGAUACGGUGAAGUUGAACCAGCCAAUUUCUUCACACAAGCUUUAGAGAUGGCUAAGCAACAAUCUGGAGGAUCAUUUCUACCUGAGCCAGUGGAUAUUAAACAUAAAAUGUUGGAUGAGUUCUUUAUGACUGAUGUAGUAUCACGAGCAUCUUUGACUAUGGCAAAGUGCGUUCAAGCAGUCAUAAAACAACGACAAAACACAGUAUAAGCUAUCCAACAUUGGACAAAAUCCUCACUCGCUAGUUACUCGAUAAGAGAUUGGCUAGAUAUUAUGACACUCUACAGCCAGUUAUAAAACAAAUUACAAGAGAAAACAUCAAGGAUCGAAAUGUAAAGUUACUUGAUUCUGGUUGAUCAUCCGUGUCAGGUUCACCGGAACUUUCAUCAGAUUCGACCUAAAGAGAAGUCACGUUUUAUUUACUAUGUAUGAAGAAGUUAAAAUAAAACGUACCUUAUCUCCUAA